CGCCAACCGUGUUGUGUUUCGUUGUCGCGUUUGUGAAUGUUUUACAUUGAAGUUUUUUUAAGUGAGUGCAAUGGAUCGUUACACGGUGAACCGUCGUUCGAUAAGAAAUAAGAAUAAUGAUGGAUUGUUAUCUAAAUGGAGGAAGAAAUAUGUUGGAGGUAUCCUGAAAAAGCAUACUUGGAUUAGCAGUGUAUAUGAUUUGAAUAAUGCCAGUUAUGUAAUCAACCGACGGUACUCAAAGGGCAAGAUGUCACCCGUAUGCCACAAUUUCGUCCAGAAUGCGUGGAAGAAGGAUUUCUGCUCGAAUUGCUUCAAAUCACGCGAGGAACACGUCAAACAAGAUAGAACGACUGACGGUAGCAAAUAUUUAGCCACACCGUUCCAAAACAAAAGCACUUAUUUCAAAAAAACAACACCACCGAGCAUACUCAAAAUUCAAUCCAAGAAGAAAAAUAAACGAAACGUGCGAUUCCCAGAAGAAGUAUGCAGUGUUAUAGGUUACGGAGGAGAUGACUGGUCUGAUGGCGAAGAGUUUGAAGUUUCAGAAGAUAAUGACGACGAGGACACAUUCCCCGAUACAGAGGAGGAGAGAGAGCUUCACAGAAUUACAAAAUCAAAUACAGAUUUUAACACUGUGAAAGCAAAUUUAUUAGGAGACUCUGUGAGUAAAUCUUACACAUCCUUAUUACUAGGUAAAAUGCAGACUGAUUCAGAUGGCAAAAAGAAAACACUUUUGGUAUCUGUUACUCCAUUCGGACAGGACAAUAAGAGUCCAAGCGUUAAGUCUCACAUUCGUAAACCCGCCGCCGUCAUACAUGUUGCUGAACCCCCAUCAGAAGAAACGAGUAAUUAUAAAACAAACAUAAUUUUAUCUACAUAUGUUAAAGAAACAGAGACAAUUAUUUGCCCCGAAGGUUCUACCGGUACUAUUUGUACAGAAAAAUCACUAUUGGAGGAAAUAUCUGAAACGUUACAACAAAAUAGGAUAGGCAAUGGCUCAGAAUUGGCUUUGACACAAAAAGAUAACAAUAAACCAAUGAUUGUAGAAGGGAAAAUCAAAGAAAGUAUGCAAGAUGAGGUUGAUAAAAAAGAAAUGGUAGAAACAAAAAAGAAUAGCAUUGUAAGAAAAUCUCCUUUAGUCAAAACGCAAGAGCGACCCAAAGUAAAUUUAAGUAGAUCUGAGUUUAAAUUUUGUAAAAUCAAAAUAGAGAGCAGCAGUGUUGAUUCCGCUGUAAGUACUUUAAACUCGACCGCAAACAAUUCACUCGCAUCAGAUGACGAAAGUUUUAGUGGGCGAACCGACUCAGAUAAUGACGACAGCGGUCAUUUUUCGGAAUCAAACAAAUGUGAAGAAACUGUUAAGAUAAAAAUAUUCAAUGAUGGUGAUAAGAACAUCAAAUUGUCGCCAAUGGAACAGCUUCGUAAAAUAGAUGGACAAUCAAAUGGUGGAUACUCUACAUUCCAAACUCCAAUAAUGGAUAUGCCGGUUAUAAUACCUAAACAACCGGAAAAUAUGUUUACACCCGAAGCCAGUCGUGAGUUGGCCGGGGAACCAGACGGUCGAGCAGAUCCAGAUGAUGCAUCAGAAGCUCCGGCUUUACCAAAAAGCCCCAUACCUACCAUGGAUCCGCGUCCAUCUUUUUUGCAUGGCAUGAUUACAGAUAUAAUGCCGGCUUCCAAACCAGCGUUACCCGAAAAACCGAAACUUCCUACCAAACCUGUUAUAAAACAAACUACCAACAAAAAAAGUUCUUCUUCGACACAUCAACAACAGUUGACAAUACAUUUACAAAAUAAUAACAAAAGAGACGAAGAAAUUACAAGAGCCAAUAACGAAGAGAAAAAUAAUGAAAUAAGUGAAGUACGUGAAGAUAAACCAGAACCUAUUUAUUAUGCAAAACCAGUGUUAACAAAGCAGGAUAGCGAUACUUCACUGAAUAGCCUAAGUAAACGUAAAGCUCCAACACCACCAUUAUCACCAUCAGUGGAAGAAUACUCCAAUAAUUUGUACCAAAGAAAUACUAAUGGUUUUAUGAAAUCAGAUUCACCAGUUGUUAGAGAGAUGGAAAAAAGAGAACGAGCAUCUGCCUCUUCCGCUUCUCCUAAACAAAGACCAAUUCAAGAUGAUGGGUUAGAAGUAAAAAAAGAUGUAAUACCAGAACCAGCACCAAGAAGAAAUAUAUCACUAUCUCACGAUAACUUAUUGUUGGAUGAGAAACGAAAAGGAAAACUUAAAUUUUCUAUUAAAAAACUACUACGUAUAGGGUCUUCAAAAGAUCUCGAUAAAAAAGAACUGAGUGUAGCUACCGUUACGAAAGUUAUACCAAAACCUGAUGAAAUAUACGAUUUAACACCAAAACCGAAGCCACGCCUCGUGAUUAUACAUCCUUUAGACAUUAAUGGGUCAAAUGUCGAAGUUGUGAAAUCAAAUUGCGAAAUUGCUGACAAUCUGCGAAGAGUGAGUCACGAUGAUGUGUCAUCAAUAUACAGUGGUAGUUCGACAGAAGUAGAAAUGCCAAAAGUAAUAAACAAACCACCUCCGCCACCGAGACAAUCAAGUGAAGAUUAUAAAAAUAUUUCGAAUUUACCAAAACCUGCUCGACCACCGCCACCUAAAUCUGCUGUUCUACAAAAACAACAGAAACAGCAGAUGUGGACGCCGCCUAAUAAAGAAGACAACAUCUAUGCUAAUUUAGGAGAAAUAAGGUCAGCGUUGGCGCCUCGGAAACCUGAAAGAACAGCGAGUAUGAGAGAGCGGGAGGCACAUUUAGAACUGCCAAAACGACGGACGCAUAUUGACGAUGACAAAGAUGAAAUCGACGACGGACCCCAGGAGCUGGUGCAAGCCACCAAUGACGCCGUCAUACACAACUAUGAUGACGUAUACAACUCCGCUAAAUACGAAGAAGAGACAAGUGACUCGGCCAAAAACAGCGACAGCGAUUACGAGUACGUUCACCAUGCGAGAUCGAGCUCGCCAGAAUGUGAUGCAGCAAUCAAAACCGACGACUCCGAAAACAGAUGUGAAAUCAGAAAAAGCGUGGAAACCACAGAAUUCCCUAAAUACAAUAACGGAAUAUUCAACAGAUCCUCACUGCCGUACUGCGGAAGUGAGACAGAGUCAGAAAUAUAUUCUCCGUACAGUUUCUAUAGCUCGAACGAUAACAUGGACAGCCCUAACAACGAGGAUUACCAAAACGAGAUGACACCAAAAAAUACCACGAAUAAGUUACGAGUGCGAAAAGGACGAAGUGUCGUGCACAGAAAUCUGGAGGAUAAUUAUGGCGCCGUCGUUAUUGCGAAUCACGAAGCGCUCGCGCAGGUUUUAGAACAGGUCCAACAAAGUGCUGCAAUGCAGCCUUCUCUUCGAGGUCUCAAAGCGUGCACAAAUCUUCGGUGGAACGAUUUCUCCAUCCAAUCUGGUCACAAACACAACCUCGUUAGAGCUGGCAAAAGAAUUUUCCACCAAGCAAUAUGGAACUCAAGUCAAGGGCCCGUGAAUGUGACCCUAAUGUUACACAAAGAGCAAAUGGCGUCGCAAAUGAUAUGUCAGCAAUCAGUACAGCCACAGUCACUAAGUUUGAACGCCAUCACAGAGUUCUGUGACCUCGUGCCUAAGAUACAUUUCGGGGAAGAAGGAGAAGACUUAGUUCAAGCCACCAUCGUGGUGUUAGCACACGCGCAAGUCGACACAAUCCAGUCAUACGGCGAGAGCCUUCACGCCACAGAAGGUCUUUCCACCAAGGAGUACCAGCUAGUACAGACAGAACAAAUUCACGAGGCCAUAUUCAUGAUGCUGCAACUUAUAAAUGGGCUGAAAUGCCUUCAAGCUAGAGGAGUGGAAGAGAUCCCGGAGACAUUGACAGCUUUCAUAGCCUUGAAGGAGAUUCAGCCUCUCGCCUCACACGGUAGUACCUUGAAUUUGCCAUCUCCAGAUGACAGACUGAACUCACUUUGGGCGCCAAAAACGAACAAUUAUGGACGGUUAUGUAUUUUACAAGGACUAAGCGAAGAAAUUAACUGCAGCAAAUCUUCUGACGAGGAACACCUGAACUCUCUAUGCAAAUGUGCUGUCAAAGCUCUCGAAAUCUUGCUGCCAGGGGAGAAACUCACACCACUUUUAAAGGAAGUUCUUCAUGAGGAACGGGCGAUAUCCUUAAAUCAGGCUAAGUCUGUUCUAGAAUUCAUGUUAUGGGGUCCUUUGGACGUCGUACAAGGAGUUCCUGUUGAUGAUAGAGAGUUAUCUCUUCAGAGAUGGUUGGAUCUAGAAAGGGCGACGGUUCUACACGGCUUAGUGCGGACAAGAGUACAAUUGAACGUUUUCGAACAACUCCAUCUCAUGUUCUUGGUUCGUUCAACGGCAAAAGCCAUGUGUGACGCGUCGGUUCUACUACAGAAAGCCAAUGUGUAUUAAUAUGUAAAAUUCUAAGCUUUAGAAUAGAUUACCUGUUUUAUAUGCCAAGUUUAACUUUUAGUCUUAUUUGGGUUUACGCUGCAUCUUGCCUAUCGUUUUGAGAAUACAGCGGCGUAUUCGCAUAAUCUUUCUCGCUCUAGCAAAUAGCGAUUCUAAGCGA
Molecule: messenger RNA, 4574 nt
Organism: Diatraea saccharalis (sugarcane borer)
Lineage: Eukaryota; Metazoa; Arthropoda; Insecta; Lepidoptera; Crambidae
Source: the annotation of a GenBank genome assembly